AUUGUGGACAGUUCAAGUUAAAUGACACAGGUUGUCAGAUGCUUUGUUCGUUUUUAUCGAUUGUUCAUCGCCGUGUGGUUUCUUCCAGGUGAAAUGAGUGAAGACACGAAGCAGGCGGACGGAUGCUGUAUGGAGCUGCUAACCGACACGGACGUCACCUCCAUGGAGAUCACAGCCGAGCAGACGGGCUUGCUCUCCUCACCCGACGCCAUCGCCAUCACGUCCAUGGGCCGCCUGCUGGGUCAGCGGAUACACGCUGAGGUGGCCGAGUACACGGCCGUGCUGGGCCGGCUCGUGCUGGACAUGCAGCGUACCAGCGGCGCCGACGCGGCCGCCGCCCGGGUCAUUUCGGUCGUUAAGGAGUGUUUCACGUAA
Molecule: messenger RNA, 375 nt
Organism: Pollicipes pollicipes
Lineage: Eukaryota; Metazoa; Arthropoda; Thecostraca; Pollicipedomorpha; Pollicipedidae
Exons: 4
Coding region: 22-375 (117 amino acids)
Source: RefSeq, a predicted model, not a curated record